Molecule: messenger RNA, 909 nt
Organism: Amaranthus tricolor (Joseph's coat)
Lineage: Eukaryota; Viridiplantae; Streptophyta; Magnoliopsida; Caryophyllales; Amaranthaceae
Product: protein FAR1-RELATED SEQUENCE 5-like
Exons: 2
Coding region: 1-909 (302 amino acids)
Source: RefSeq, a predicted model, not a curated record
AUGGAAGAUUUACCAAAAACUUUCAACAAUGAAAAAGAACUGUCAAAAGGGACUCAAACUCCAAGAACUAUUACACAAGUUACCCCAAAUGGUUCAACCCUGUGGAUUCCUCAUUGUGAGUUUGAUAAAAAGCCAAUUGUUGGUAUGGCUUUUGAAAACUUAGAGAAAGCCUUAGAUUUUUAUGGUAAAUAUGCUGAAAUUUGCGGUUUUGAUAUACGUUCAUCUACUAGCUACAAAAAAAAGGGUAUUGUUUUUUUAAAAUAUUUUGUUUGUAGUAGGGAGGGUAUCAUAAAACCUAAACCUAAGAAAAGUGCAGAUGUUGUUGCACGUUAUAAGAGAUCAACCAAAAGAAUUGGUUGUAAAGCUAGAUUGAUUUUGAAAUAUGACAUAGCGAAGAGAACAUACCAUGUUUUAAAAUUCGAAGAGGCGCACAAUCAUUGUCUAGUUAGCCCUACAUUGCGUCAAUAUUUAUUAGGUAAUAGGAAAAUGACUUUGUUGCACAAAAAUUUCAUAUCUAAGAAUGCAUGGGUUAAUAUAGGACCGGUUAAAUCCUUUAGAUUGUUUAAGGAAAAUGUCGGGGGUUAUGAGAAUGUGGGAGUGACAAUGCAAGAUUUUAAGAAUUUCCAUAGGGAUUUGAAAAAAUAUAUUAAAGGAGAUGAUGGGAAGAUGUUGAUCGAGAAUUUUAUCAGAAAAAGAGAUAUUUACACGGGGUUUUAUUUUGAUUAUGCUUUAGAUGAGGAGGACCACAUUUCACGUUUAUUUUGGACCGAUGCGAUAAGUAGAAAGAAUUAUUGUUUAUUUGGAGAAAUGGUUACUUUUGAUUGUACUUAUAACACCAAUAAGUAUAGCAUGGUUUUAGCCCCUUUUACUGGUGUAGAUCAUCAUAAGUCUUGUAUUAAUUUGGUAUAG